Messenger RNA from Pseudomassariella vexata, 976 nucleotides. RefSeq names its product integral membrane protein DUF106-domain-containing protein. Gene Ontology annotation, biological process: protein folding in endoplasmic reticulum. NCBI's taxonomy places the organism in Eukaryota, Fungi, Ascomycota, Sordariomycetes, Amphisphaeriales, Pseudomassariaceae. Gene Ontology annotation, cellular component: membrane; EMC complex. The record is from RefSeq and is a predicted model, not a curated record. The transcript is spliced from 3 exons. The coding region runs from base 134 to 916 and encodes 260 amino acids.
AGCAGCUGGUCCGAGCUUCAUUAUCCCUAAUGACCUCAGCUGAGCUUAAACACAACCUCAAGUCCGCUGUUCGGGUUGCAGCUCAAUCCAGACGAGAAGCUCCAAGUCACCAGCCCCCAAGUCGCUCUCCGCUAUGGCCCAACUACCGCCUCAGACGAUCCAACGGGAUCCCCAGUUAUUCUACUGGAUCCUGUUCCCCAUCACCGCCGUCAUGAUCCUCACAGGCAUUCUCCGCUACUACGCAACAGUCCUGAUGGCCACCCCGCCCAAGCGCCUCGAGCAACCCGCCAUGAAGGAGCAGCGAUCGCUGAUGCACGGCGUAGCCCUGCGUAGCAACUUCCACGCCCUGGCGGCUCCCUCCUUCAAAGCCCGCCGCGAGCAGCUCACCACGGCCUACGAGUCAGGUGCCUACCUGAAGGACCCCGAGCGCCGUGGCCAGCCCGCCCCCAACCCCAUGACGGACCCGGGCGCCAUGGACGGCAUGAUGGGCAUGAUGAAGAACAACAUGGCUAUGAUCAUCCCCAACACUUUGAUCAUGAGCUGGAUCAAUGCGUUUUUCAGCGGAUUUGUCAUUUUGAAGCUGCCGUUCCCGAUUACGAUUAAAUUCAAGAGCAUGUUGCAGGCGGGUGUGGCUACCAAAGAGAUGGAUCCUAGGUGGAUGUCGAGUAUUAGUUGGUACUUUUUGUGUUAUUUCGGGUUGCAGUUUGUUUUCAACUUUUUGCUGGGCAGCGAUAAUGCCGCAAGCCAGAUGGCUCAGCAGGUGCAGGGCAUGGCACCACAGGCACCCAACAUGUUUGGCCCGGGUGUUGAUGCUGACAAGCAGUUCUUAGCUGAGGCGGAAAACUUGGCCGUCAUUGAUCACUAUUCCGUUCUGGAUGGUGUAGAAGAGAGAUUGCUCCAGGAUUUCUCUAAAUAGGUAGAAGGAUAAGCGUGAGCCACACAUCCACGAACCACACAAUAGCUAUGCAAAUACCAG